Arabis nemorensis is the source of this 570-nucleotide messenger RNA. Lineage: Eukaryota; Viridiplantae; Streptophyta; Magnoliopsida; Brassicales; Brassicaceae. The record is from the annotation of a GenBank genome assembly.
AUGAUCUAUAAUCCCAAAGAUCCAACUCCUUUUUCCCGAAAAUCACAAACAUCGACCAUCCUCUUCCCCUGGAUCCGGGACCCGCGACCUUCACCGGCGACCUUCCUCGGUUUGCCUCCACCGGCGACCUUCUUCCUCUCCUCUCUCUCAUCCGGCGACGCUAUCUUCUUCCUCGGUUUGUCCCCACUGGCGAUGCCAUCUUUCUCGGUUUGUCCCUACCGGCGCGCCCUUCUUCCUCGUAAUCCCCACUGUCGCCAUCCUCUUCCCGGCGGUUUCCCCCCAGCCGCGACCUUCUUCCUCCCCUUUCCCUCCUCCGGCGACGCCAUCUUCAUCCCAUCGAUUAUAUUGAAAUAUAAAUUUUGGUUGAAAUUAUUGUCUUAUUCGGAAUUCUAUGAUACAUUGUUACGGAGAUCACAUAGUGGCUCGGGAACACCGACACAAUCACCUUCAAACGUCCCUGAGACAUCAAACUUGCCACAGGUGAUGACGAUAGAGGAGUUUGUUACGCAAUCGGAAAGACACCUUCUCCCGAAGCUCCACCCGCUUGAAGAAAACGACACAACUUGGUAA